AUGGGUUGUUCCGCAUCGCGGUGUUGUCGCUGCUGUCCAACACGUCAUCGAGUGCUCCCAAAUGGCGUUUUCGUGCCAAGCGCAUUCAAAAAAGUGGACAGUAAGUCGCAGCUGAAGAAUCAAAAGUUGGAAAUCAAAAACAACAAUGAUGACAAGACGAGCAAAGAGAAGGACGAAAAGGAGAAGGAGAACAAGAAUGAGCGCAAGAACAGCAGCUUUGACUACUUCAUGAAGACCAAUAUUAGUCUCGAGUGGCUGUUGGAGCAGAUUGGGGAGAAAUUUAAGGCCGAAUUUACGUCAAAACCGACCUGGAUCAUCGAACGACUAAAUCAAUAUACGGAAAAAGGUAAUACUGGAUUUUCCAGAAAAAAUGGAAAGAAUUGAAUAGCAGGGUUGAAAAUAGAAGGCUCAAGUGUUUCAAUAAUCAUUGUCAUCUUUUCCAGACAUUGAUAAAACACUGGUAAUUCGAGUGACUUUCGGCUGGGACCACGAAAAUCUCCCGAAAAGUGUGGUCCUCAAAAUUUCGAACAAACGCUUGGAUAGCGAAAGCCAAUCGGAGCGAAUGGCCGCGAAUUUAUUCAAAAAGUAAGAAAGGAAAAAGACGGAUUUCCAAAAUGUGACUGACGGACCUGAUCCAGUGGCAAAAAACGUGCCAUUUUGCAUCCGGGAAGUAUCAAAAAAUGUAGCAAAAUGCCUCUCUCUCCAACUAAAAAAAAUCCAUUUUGAAGAUGCGACUUUGAAAUCGGAGUUUUUUCACUUGGAGAGGGAGGUAUUUUGCCCCAUUUUUAAUGCUUCCCGGAUGCAAAAUGGUACGUUUUUUGCCACUGGAUCAGGUCCGUCACUGUAAGUAUUAAAAAUUUCUAAUUGCAGAGAAUGCAAGACCUACGAAUGGCUCCAAACAGUUCGCAGGGUAAAAUUGCCGAUGGUUCAUUUGAUCAGAGUGAGUUUAUUUGAUGGGAAAUAACUUCGUUCACUUGAGAGAUGGUGGAAAUUACUGAAAUUUGAAGGUUGUUGUAGUCAAAGAGGCUGAUUUCUUUUCAUCGCAUCUGAAAAAAAUGAUGACUAUUAGUUUGUAAGAUAAAUUCUUCAUAGAUUUUGAUGGAACUUGGAAUAAAUCUUAAGAAAGAGCUUUCCAAGGCGUAAUAGUUUCUUGAUAACUUUUGACUGAAAUUAAUACGAUUUGAGAGUCUAAACUUGACAAAAAUUUCGAAAUUUUCGAGCAAUUUUAAGGCUAAAAAAUUGUCAUCCUUUUUUCGAAUUUUUUAUAUAAAAAAUCACCUUUUCCUAAAAAUUCACCUUAAUUUUUUACAGUCAAGCUUCACUAUGGCCAAUGAAGAGCCUCUAAUUUUUAUGGAAGACCUUACCGAACGUUCCAAAUGCCUUGAGCUCGAAGAGUCGGUCCACAUUGAUCUAAUCAAGGAUCUUCUCAAACAACUAGCUCAAAUUCACGCCGCCUCAUUGGUCAAGAAAAGUGAAUGGGUCAAGGAAAUCGACCCAAAUCCUCCGCUCUUUUAUCAGGAGCUAGCGGAACUCGUCCAGCUCUCAACGCAAGGCUGGAACACUAUUGGGGAACUACGGUUCAAAAAAAUGCUGGAGCUGAGUUCUGGCGAAUACAUGAACAAAAUCGUGAAAAAUGCCUGCGGGCAUUUUGGUGUGGACAGUUGUUUGGUGCAUGGGAAUCCAAUUGCCCGGAAUUUCUUCGCCUCCCAUGAUGACAAACAUAUUGUGGCGAUCGUGGAUUGGGUCCGUAAGUGAGGGCUUUGAUGGGAGUUGAGUUACGUCGAGAGUUGCAGAAGCUCAUCCUGGCUGUUUUGCGGAAGAUGUGACAAAGGCGAUUUGUUGGAAUUUAUCGCCCAAAGAGAGGCAUGCCAAUCAGAGGAAGCUCCUGGAACAUUAUCAUUUUAAUUUGUUAAAGUAAGACGGUUACUUACAAUGGCUCGUCCUAAAAUAGAGGGGUUUUCGGAGACUGUGGAGAAUAUACAUUUGUGCAUAACGUACCACAAAGGACAGAAAAUUAUUCAACAUAUAGUUGAUGAUUAGACAGGGAGGGCAUGACGACUAUUCUUUCAGCCGGCAAAAAAUACUUUUAUUAUGACAAAAAAAUCCUGACCUUCUAAUAGAAUUUUACAAACAUGCUACAGUACGGGACCUGAUCCAGUGGCAAAAAACGUACCAUUUUGCAUCCAGGAAAGAUCAAAAAUGUGGCAAAAUGCUUCCCUCUCCAAGUGAAAAAAUUUCGUUUUGAAGGGCCUUUCCCCCACAAAAAGAGCGGGCGCGCUUUUGAAAUCCGAGUUUUUUCACUUAUAGAGGGAGGUAUUUUGCCACAUUUUUUGAUACUUCCUGGAUGCAAAAUGGUACGUUUUUUGCCACUAGAUCAGGCCCCCCACUGAAAAAGGCUUACCCAUCCUAUCCAUUCCAGAUACAGCGAGGGCAAGGCCAACAAGAUCACAAUUGAAGUAGUCGAGGCCGGCUUCCGUUGGUUCCUCCCAUUUGCUGCUGUUUGUUAUCUCAUCUAUCUCCCGGACGAUCUUUCUCACGCCUCAAUCAAACAAAUGGAACGUGCGCAGGCUCUACUGGACGAGGGCUUGGAAGAGAGCUUUGGAAUAGCUCCGGCGGCAUCUGUUCUUCAAGGGGAUGGCGAGGAUGGUGAGGGCAUUACAGAGGAAACAGAAAACAAUGAAAAUGUAAAAAAUGUUGACGAGUCGGCAGAGAAUGGUAGUAAACAUGUUUGAUUUUUAUAUUCGGAUUGCAGUUUCUGGGAAGAAGGUUGAAGAAGAAGAAGAGAAAAGCGUUGGUAAGGUCAUGGAAGAUGGGAAUAAUAACAUAAUAGAGGAGACAAAUGUCACACCGGACAUUGUAAAUGGUAAGAGAAGUAUUCUCUUUAUACUCGAGCUGACUAGUGCCAGCAAUUAGCCAGCCCACGUCAAUUCAAAAUAGAAGAAAAAAUGUCCCGCCCCUUUUUGGUGAUUCGUUCAAAACGAAAUGUCAUUAUCCGAUAAAAAGCAUUUUUUUUAUCUUUCUUCUUUCUUUUCGAGAAAAAGCAAUUACUUCGGGCGAGAAAAAGUGUCGACAAUUUCGUGACAUUUCGUCUCUCUUUUAAAUCAAUGAAAACGAUAUGAAGUUUCGAAACGGUUCAGGGAAUGCGCUGGAUUGACGUGCCGCCUGUUUUAUUCGAUAAAGGCUCAAGAUUCUUUUCCAAUACUAUUCUGUACUUACUGGGUUAUAAAAAAAAUUUAACCCAACCCCAACCCAAAAUAAAAUCAAAUAGAAUUGUCAAUACAGAUGUAGUUCUUUUCAGAAGAUACAUUCAUAAAAGCCGUGGCGGAAGUGGCCCAAGAGCUUGAUGCAUCGUUGACAACUCCAAACGACACUCAGGACGUUCCAGCAGACCAAGAAAUUUCGAAAGUUAUAGAAGCCACUGAUAGUCCUAUUGUCGCACAAGAAAAUACUGCAACAACAGAAGAUACAAUAUCUUGA
Molecule: messenger RNA, 3477 nt
Organism: Bursaphelenchus xylophilus (pine wood nematode)
Lineage: Eukaryota; Metazoa; Nematoda; Chromadorea; Rhabditida; Aphelenchoididae
Source: the annotation of a GenBank genome assembly